AUUCGACUCGUGGCGUCUGCAUCAAGUCUGAAAGCAGACGCGCAACUUUCGCAGAAUCCACCUUAAAAUCUCUGCCUUAAACUGCACCAGCCCCCAAAAAAUCCAAGGGGGGAAAGCAGGCGGGGGGGAGAGCAGAUCCCCCCUCCCCCUCUCCUCUCCCAUCCCUCCUCCUUCCUCCUCCCUUUGAGUUAACAAGGCCCCGCUCACUAUAUCUCUUUAUAUUAAAUAUAUAUAUAUUAGAGAAGAGCGAGGGAGAGGGAGAACCACCUCCACCCCCUCUUUAAAUUUUUUUUUUUAAUUUUUUUGCAAGGAUCCAAAGAGCUAAGGUGGCUGCAGAGGGGAAAGCGGCGCGAGCCAAGUGGGGGAGGGUGGAGGAAACCCGGGAGAAGGCUUUCUCCAGCCCCCAAAGUUUUGAUGAUGACCAUGACUACGAUGGCUGACGGCUUGGAAGGCCAGGACUCGUCCAAAUCCGCCUUCAUGGAGUUCGGGCAGCAGCAACAGCAGCAGCAACAGCAGCAGCAGCAGCAGCAGCAACAGCAGCAGCCGCCGCCGCCACCGCCGCCGCCGCAGCCGCACUCGCAGCAGAGCUCCCCGGCCAUGGCAGGCGCGCACUACCCUCUGCACUGCCUGCACUCGGCGGCGGCGGCGGCGGCGGCCGGCUCGCACCACCACCACCACCACCAGCACCACCACCACGGCUCGCCCUACGCGUCGGGCGGAGGCAACUCCUACAACCACCGCUCGCUCGCCGCCUACCCCUACAUGAGCCACUCGCAGCACAGUCCUUACCUCCAGUCCUACCACAACAGCAGCGCAGCCGCCCAGACGCGAGGGGACGACACAGAUCAACAAAAAACUACAGUGAUUGAAAACGGGGAAAUCAGGUUCAAUGGAAAAGGGAAAAAGAUUCGGAAGCCUCGGACCAUUUAUUCCAGCCUGCAGCUCCAGGCUUUAAACCAUCGCUUUCAGCAGACUCAGUAUCUGGCCCUUCCAGAGAGAGCCGAAUUGGCAGCUUCCUUAGGACUGACACAAACACAGGUGAAGAUAUGGUUUCAGAACAAACGCUCUAAGUUUAAGAAACUGCUGAAGCAGGGCAGUAAUCCUCAUGAGAGCGACCCCCUUCAGGGAUCGGCGGCCCUGUCGCCGCGCUCGCCAGCGCUGCCUCCAGUCUGGGACGUUUCUGCCUCGGCCAAGGGUGUCAGUAUGCCCCCCAACAGCUACAUGCCUGGCUAUUCUCACUGGUACUCCUCUCCACACCAGGACACGAUGCAGAGACCACAGAUGAUGUGAGUUGUCCAAGGGAACACCCUAGGGAAACCUCUGAACAAGGAAAGGAGAAUCCGGGACCUGCUUGUAUCUGCGAAAAAGAGCCGAAGGAGCAGGCUUAGAACUCACAAGUGUGGCGAGAAGCCAAAUAGGCUUAUAUUCUCUCUCUCUCUCUCUACCCUCCUCCUUUCUUUUCACUUCUCCUUUCUUUCUUCCAUUCCUUCUUUCCUUUCCUUUUCCUUUCUACCUUUCUUUUCUUUUUUCCUUUCCACUUUUUUUCUCAUUUACUCUCUCUCUUGAGCAAUGUCAGUAAUUGAUCUUGCAUGUCAGAGAGAGAAAAAGAGUAUGUGUGAGAGAGAAACUGGUUUCUAUGCCAGCAUUCCUGAAACCCCUUACUGUAAGGAUAUUUGCCCUUACCCCAUGGGAUCCAGGCUCUGAGCUUCUUCUUCUUGGGAGUAUCCCUCAAAAUGACUUUUUUAAAAAACAGAUUUUCCCCCCACCAGAAGAAUCUGCACAAACAUGGCAGCGUUUUUACUUGUUUAAUGAGUUUAAGACAUUACAUGAUGAAAGAGAAGCAUUUCGGACUCCUGCAUUUUUAUUUACCAUUCCUAGACUGACAAGAAAAAGAAAAACUCUCACAUAACAUCCCUUCUCUAAAGAAAAAGGAAAAAGUGGCUAUAAGAUUAGAACGUUGCUACAAAGGGAAUGCUGCAUGUUUUAUCAAAAUGCAAUGACCAGGAAUGAUGGUUGAUUAAAAAAACAAACAAAACAAAAACCACUCUUUCCCCACCCCACCCCCCCAAACCCUGAACUGGAAUCAGGAAAGACGGAGGAAAUAAUCAGAAUCACCAUUCUAUUGCUUUGACACCUUUACUAAGUGAAUUGGUGGCAUUCACUAAGCUAAUAGGGACGUUUAUAUCAAGAAACAUUUCUGUAUAUAUUGUUGAAUUUUAGUUGUACAUAUACUUUGUAUGUUUUUGUCUUCUUUCAUAUAUGGAGUAAAAGCCACAAAAUGCUAA
This is a messenger RNA of Cebus imitator (Panamanian white-faced capuchin), 2285 nucleotides long. It is a transcript of the gene DLX6, whose product is annotated as distal-less homeobox 6. Gene Ontology annotation, molecular function: DNA-binding transcription factor activity, RNA polymerase II-specific; RNA polymerase II cis-regulatory region sequence-specific DNA binding. Bases 415 to 1290 code for a protein of 291 amino acids. The transcript is spliced from 3 exons. NCBI's taxonomy places the organism in Eukaryota, Metazoa, Chordata, Mammalia, Primates, Cebidae. The record is from RefSeq and is a predicted model, not a curated record. Gene Ontology annotation, biological process: cell differentiation; regulation of transcription by RNA polymerase II; embryo development.